This is a messenger RNA of Prorocentrum cordatum, 915 nucleotides long. Lineage: Eukaryota; Dinophyceae; Prorocentrales; Prorocentraceae. The record is from the annotation of a GenBank genome assembly.
GGGCUGCAGGGCGUGGGCAUAGAGGCCGCGGUGCUGGUGCAGCACCCGCAUGCGCCAAUGACGACAAUGCUGAGCUACGUGCCGCCGCCGCACUUCUAUUCGCUGCGAAGCCCGAACUUCGAGACGGACUUGCUCAAUUUGUUCCAGAUGAAGCCCCAGUUCAGCCUGGCAGUGCGCGUGGCCUCUCAAGAUGUACAUCAUCGCAAGACGAAGGUGCAGAAGCUUGAGGAACAGCUGGUCGAGGCGAGGGAGUUCCUGGCCACGGACACAGCUGCCCACGAGAAGGCUGCACAAUGCAAACGCGACGCUGACGAGGCGCUCCAGAUCUUCAACGAGGAGGUUUGGAUGGAGGAGAAGCGCAAGGAUCAACGUCGUGCUCGUGAAAUAGCUGAAGCUGCUCGAGGGCCUCCGCAGGGAGCUGAGGUACAUGGAGGGGGGUGCGAGCGUCCUGGUGGUCGUGAAGAGCCUUAUCCUGCUGGCGCUCGUGUGGAUCCUGAGAGCAUUCCCAGCCUGGGCGACAUGGACGAGGCCGCCAUCCGUGCCCAUGCCGUGGAGAAGGGCCUCCCUCUGGAACUCCUGCUACAGUUCCAGAAGAUGUCCAAGAAGCUUGCCCAGGACGUCGAGAUGGAUGCUGGAAGUGAUGCCUGCAGCGAUGCUGGCGACCUCGGUCAGCCUGAAGCUGAUGAGCUACGACAGCUUCGCAGGCGAGCUUGCGAAACCGCCUUGGGCGCUGACGGCCUGGCCAGGAUGGAGGCCCUCAUGUCCGAGAAGUCCAAGGCUUGCCGGUCCCAGCUCAUCAAGACCGCCUCCAACGCAGCGUCGGCCCGCAUAUUUUGUCAACCGUGUCCGCGACACGGUCUCCAGGUUGCCGACGCGGAGUUCCUGACGUCCUCGCGCAGCGCAGUUCUGAAGUGA